AUGUCCUCACGAACCAAACUUAUCACGUUCCAAGGCCAUGAAAACUUCCGGCUGCGGCUGGUUCUUGCCACGCUCAGUGGUAAGGGAAUCAAGAUCGAGAAAAUCCGCUCGGACGAUCUGAACCCGGGUCUCAAGGACUACGAAAUCUCGUUUCUCAGACUGCUUGAAAACGUUACCAACGGAUCCAUCAUCGAAAUCUCAUACACAGGUACCACUGUCACAUACAGACCGGGAAUCAUCAUUGGAGGGUCUCUCACACAUCAAUGUCCAGAAGGAACCGCUUGUGGAUAUUUCAUAGAACCAAUGCUUUACCUGGCACCAUUCUCAAAGAAAAAGUUUUCUAUAGUGUUCAAGGGACUAACGGCUUCCAAGAACGAUGCUGGAGUGGAAUUCAUCAAAUGGGGGUUGAUUCCGGUGAUGGAGAAGUUCGGUGUUCGUGAAGUCGAGCUGCACAUCUUGAAACGCGGGUCUCCACCUUUGGGAGGAGGAGAGGUCCAUCUUCUGGUCAAUUCGUUGAUUCCCCAACCUGUAACCGUUCAUGUUCUCGAUUACCACAAAAUCUCCGCCAUUCGGGGAAUCGCAUACUGUACCAGAGUUUCUCCUUCCGUUGCCAAUAGACUUGUUGAUUCUGCAAGAAAAGUGCUAAAAGCAACAGGAUGCGACACGAAUAUCACAACAGACGUCUCCAGAGGUGAGAUUGCCGGAAAGUCGCCAGGAUUCGGUCUCACGCUGUUCACAGAGUCAAAGAAAGUCCCAUUUAGAUACGUUGUUGAGGACAUUGGUCUUGCUGGAGAAACCCCAGAGGAUGUUGGCGAACGUGUUGCCUUGAACCUAUUGGAACGUAUCCAAAAGAGUGGAUGUCUUGGAAGAAAUCAGCUAGACUUGGCCCUUGUGUACAUGGUGAUCGGCAAAGAAGACAUCGGCAGACUUCUUGUCAAUAAAGACCAGUUUGACGAGGAGCUCGUUGUGUUGCUCAGAGAUAUCAAAGCACUUUUUGGCACAGAGGUCUAUUUCAAACAGAGCGACGAAAUGGACAAUUCCAUGUAUGCGACAAUCAUGGGUGUCGGAUUCACAAACGCAUCGAAAAAAAUCGCAUGA
Molecule: messenger RNA, 1098 nt
Organism: Ogataea philodendri
Lineage: Eukaryota; Fungi; Ascomycota; Pichiomycetes; Pichiales; Pichiaceae
Exons: 1
Coding region: 1-1098 (365 amino acids)
Biological process (GO): endonucleolytic cleavage of tricistronic rRNA transcript (SSU-rRNA, 5.8S rRNA, LSU-rRNA); ribosome biogenesis
Cellular component (GO): nucleolus
Molecular function (GO): RNA endonuclease activity
Source: RefSeq, a predicted model, not a curated record